AUGGUUUUCACCAACACCUGUAUUCUGGCGCAUUUAAUAAAAUCUGCUAUAAUCGUCAGUGAUUUAGAUUUGCAUGAAAUCUGGCCUAAAGUGGAAUAUGGAACUACAAAAGGGGUUGUCGUCCUGGGAACCCCUGCGGAAGAAGAUGGUGGUGGCAAAAUUGAUUUAAUCAAAGCGGGGGCUUUUGAAAAUCUUGAUGUUGUUUUUAUGGCCCAUCCUUCCCAAGAGAAUGCUGCUUAUCUACCUGAUGUGGCUGAACAUGAUAUGACUGUGAAAUACUAUGGAAAAGCAUCUCAUGCUGCUGCUUACCCCUGGGAAGGCGUAAAUGCAUUAGAUGCUGCUGUUCUCGCUUACAACAAUCUGUCUGUGUUAAGACAACAAAUGAAACCAACCUGGAGAGUUCAUGGUAUAAUAAAAAAUGGUGGUAUAAAACCCAAUAUCAUUCCCUCUUAUUCUGAAUUAACCUAUUACCUCCGUGCACCCUCAAUGAAAGAACUUCCAGUUUUGACCAAAAAGGCAGAAGAUUGCUUCAGAGCUGCAGCUUUGGCUACGGGGUGCACAGUAGAAAUUAAAGAUGGAGCACAUGAUUAUUACAAUGUUCUUCCCAAUAAAAGUCUAUGGAAAGCGUACAUGGAAAAUGGGACGAAACUGGGAAUAGAAUUCAUUUCAGAAGGUGGAAUGUUGAAUACUCCAUCAGGAUCUACUGAUUUUGGAAAUGUUACUUUUGUGGUUCCUGGAAUUCAUCCAUAUUUUUACAUUGGCUCUAGUGCCCUGAAUCAUACUGAACAAUAUACUGAAGCUGCAGGAGCACAAGAAGCUCAGUUCUAUACCUUACGCACUGCUAAAGCUCUGGCAAUGACUGCAUUGGAUGUUAUUUUUAAACCAGAGCUGCUUGAAAGCAUCAGAGAGGACUUCAAAUUGCAACUUCAAGAAGAAGAAUUUUUAAAUACAGUAGAAUAA
Molecule: messenger RNA, 960 nt
Organism: Chrysochloris asiatica (Cape golden mole)
Lineage: Eukaryota; Metazoa; Chordata; Mammalia; Afrosoricida; Chrysochloridae
Gene: PM20D2
Product: peptidase M20 domain containing 2
Exons: 8
Coding region: 1-960 (319 amino acids)
Molecular function (GO): dipeptidase activity
Source: RefSeq, a predicted model, not a curated record